AUGGCAUGGGACUGUGUGGAGCGGCGUGCGGCGUCGCUGUUCCGACAGCUCGGAUUUUUCGUUUGUGAUCAUCCACUUCCGUUUAUCGUAUUUCCUCUUUUGUUCACAACUGCAAUGGGAGUCGGUCUUCUUCAUCUGAAUCCAUUAUCUGAUGCGGUUUAUCUAUUCACACCUAUCGGAGCACAAAGUAAAAUGGAGCGAAUGUCGAUUCAUGAGAAAUGGCCACUUACUGAUAACAAUUACAUUCCGGGACGAGCUGUAACACAGAGUCGAGAAAUUCAAGUGACAGCUCUUGCGAGAAACGAUUCAAACAUAUUGGAUACAAAGUUUGCGAAUGCGGUUUAUCAACUGGACAAGUACAUUCAAACUAGAGUUCGUGUGCUUCACAAUGGUCACUAUUAUAGUUAUAAAAACCUGUGUUUGCAAUACAAAAAUGGCGGAUGCCCUUCUAACAAACAUGUCCAUAUUCUUUCUGAUUUGUACAAUCAUGGAUUCAAUAUCACUUACCCGUAUUUCCGCUUUGGAUCCGAGGGCGGCUAUAUUGGAAGCAGUUUAGGAGGAGUGACAGUGAUGAAAGGAGAGAAUGAAACGGAUAUUCUUGCCUCUGCUAAAGCGUGGUUCAUGAUUUAUCAUUUGAAAUUUCAUCCAGAAGAAAUGAGUUAUAUAUCUGGAGAAUGGGAGCUUGAAUUGGGAAGAAUGCUGAAAGACUAUCCAGAGGAUCCGUAUAUUUCCAUCACCUACUUCCAUUCACAAACACUAGCAGAUGAGCUGAAACGAAACGCUGAUACUUUGGUUCCCCGUUUCGUUAUAUCUUUCACUUUGCUUGUCGUUUUUUCAACCCUCUGUUCGUUAUGCUUCAUCGAUGGAUCGUUUUCGAUUGACUGGGUCCUUUCCAAACCAAUUUUAUCUAUUCUUGGAGUUGUGAAUGCCGGAAUUGCUAUCCUAACUGGAAUCGGAUGUCUUUCACUCAUUGGAAUGCCCUACAACGAUAUUGUCGGAGUCAUGCCAUUCCUCGUCGUUGCCGUAGGAACGGACAACAUGUUUCUGAUGGUUGCUGCUGUUCGACGAACAUCAAGAACCCAUACAGUGCAUGAGCGGAUGGGAGAAUGUAUGGCAGACGCUGCCGUUUCUAUUCUGAUCACUUCCAGCACAGAUGUUUUGUCGUUUGGUGUUGGUACAAUUACUACAAUUCCAGCCGUUCAAAUUUUCUGUGUCUACACCGGAGUCGCUAUUUUCUUUGCCUUCCUUUAUCAGAUCACUUUCUUCGCUGCUUGCUUGGCACUUGCUAUGAAGCAUGAAGCAGCUGGACGUAACUCCAUGUUCUUUGUAGAAUCUGUUCCGGCCGAGAAGAGAAAAUCACUGAGCACGUUCCAACGAAUUUUCAACAUGGGAAGCGUCCCUGAUCAUUCAUCGUCCAACGAUGUGAAACAACCAUUAACCUCGCGAUUCUUCGGAGAAUGGUACGCUCCUGUCCUCAUGAAUCCAUUUGUUCGUGGAAUCGCAAUGGUGUGGUUUGUGAUCUACCUACUAGGUGCGAGUUACGGAUGUUCUCGAAUCAAAGAAGGGUUGGAACCUGUUAACUUGCUCGUCGAAGACUCUUAUGCUAUUCCACAUUAUCGGCUUUUGGAGAAAUACUUCUGGAAAUAUGGACAACAAGUGCAAAUCGUGAUCAAUAACGCUCCAGAUCUUAGAAAUCACACAUCAAGGGAUCGAGUUCAUGCGAUGGUUCUUGAUUUUGCCACUAGCAAACAUGCCAUUGGAAUGGAAUCGGUUCAAUUUUGGCUUUUCGAAAUGGAACGAUACUACCAAAAGGAAUUGCAAGUUCAAAUAAUCGACUCUUCCUUUUAUGGACUUCUUCAACAUUUCCUUGCUUCAAAGACUAACAAUCCACUGGCAGAAGAUAUUUACUGGGGACCGAUGCCAGACGAUGAUAAUGGUACAAUGGUGCAGAGCUUCCGAUUCAUAGUUGGUAUGAAGGAUUUAGUAACGACGAUGGAUCAGACGGACGCUACAAUGUCUUUUAGGGAUGUCGCCGCUCGGUGGCCCGAAUUCAAUGUAACGACAUUCAUGCCGAUUUGGAUGUUCACCGACCAAUACAUUAUCAUCAUCCCUAACACUGUUCAGAACAUUAUCAUUGCUCUUCUCGUUAUGAUCGUCAUCGCUGUGCUCUUCAUUCCCCAGCCAAUGUGCUCUCUGUGGGUUGCACUAGCAUGCGCAUCUAUUGACUUCGGAGUUAUUGGAUAUAUGACUCUGUGGGGUGUCAACCUGGAUGCGAUUUCAAUGAUUACAAUUAUCAUGUCGAUCGGAUUCUCGGUCGACUAUUCUGCACAUAUUGCGUACGGCUACGUAGUUUCCACCAGAGACACCGCCACAGGCAGGGUGCAGGAGGCAUUAUCCGCACUUGGAUGGCCACUUUUCCAGGGAGCAAUGUCAACAAUUAUUGCAGUUUCUGUUCUUGCUGACAUUCCCGCAUACAUGAUUGUAACAUUUUUCAAAACGGUAAUUUAUCUUUUGAAAGUCUCCCGUCAUAUUGGUUUUUUUCAGGUGGUCCUAUCAAUUUCACUUGGCCUUCUUCACGGAUUAGUCUUCCUACCAGUCUUGCUAUCAAUUUUCGUUCGUGGUUGUUGCAUCAUUCCAAGCUCACCCCAUAACCAUCAUAGUGCUCAGAAAGUUGAAAAGCAAAUGAAAAUUGCUGCAAUCACAUCAAGCCCACUUCACCUACAAACGGUUGCACCUAUCAGGGCAUCUUCACCUAUUAGCUUUCCUCAUAGAUUCGAAUACACAGAUGACUCGCCAACAGUUCAUAACAGGUCAAAAUCGUCGAUGAAAUCGGAACAUCUAGACUAG
Messenger RNA from Caenorhabditis briggsae, 2847 nucleotides. RefSeq names its product Protein CBR-PTR-2 (gene Cbr-ptr-2). The record is from RefSeq and is a predicted model, not a curated record. Gene Ontology annotation, cellular component: cytoplasmic vesicle membrane; plasma membrane. Gene Ontology annotation, biological process: molting cycle, collagen and cuticulin-based cuticle; endocytosis. The coding region runs from base 1 to 2847 and encodes 948 amino acids. The transcript has 6 exons. Lineage: Eukaryota; Metazoa; Nematoda; Chromadorea; Rhabditida; Rhabditidae.